AUGGAUCAUCUUGAACCAAAUUUGGAAAGGAUCAGGGUCAGGUUAAGAGGCCUUCAGUCGCUUACAACAGCUGAAAUCGACCUGAUCGCCCAAUACCAUGAGUGGUUCACCGCACUGGACGAACGCGAGCGACUAGCUUUGUCUGAGUCCCGCGCUCUUCAACUUCUCGAGGAAGCCUCGAGCGACUAUCAGGUUUACCCCGAUCAGAUGAUGCAGCGUCUUUGGGCUCGGCAGAAGGUAGAGGCUGAGGAGGCUGGACUAGUCGCCCGUACUGAGGAAGACAGCCCCCGUACAUGGACUGAGGACCUAGCUACCUUUGCAAGAGGCUGUCUUAAAGCCCUCAGCGGCGAAACCGUCGACGUUGAUGAUGACAUGGAUGGAUCACGUUCCGGAACUGAGCACGAAGAAGACACUUGUAUGAGUCCUGAUCUUCCGGAGAUCAUAACCUUGUCACCUGAGUUCGCGAGACAUAUGCGAGAUCAAAUCCGGGAUCUCCCUUGCCGAGCAGUCGACUGGGAUUAUCCUCUGGAAAUAUUGAAAGAAGGUACACCUGCGAAGGAGGACGUUUUAUAUGCCAUCAGAGCCAUAAUGUGUGGUUGGGUAAAUGAGCUUAUCAAUGCCAGGGCAGUGUUGGAACAUCGCAUUCGUGGAGUCACUUCCGAGAAUCGAGCAAUUUUCAUGCUUCAAGUACCAACCCAUCUGGCCCGGAUGGUUGGUGUUCUGGAUAUCGAGAAAUAUGGGAAGAUCGGUUCAUAUGAAGAAUGGAAAAGCCUAGAGAAAUGUUUCCCUACCAGAUACAAAUACUUAUGGGACUAUAUCGACUACAUGUGGCCGAUUCUUGCUAUGUACGGGCUUGGAACAUUGUCAGUCGAAACCUUGAUAACAUCUACCAAUCCGACGCAUGCACAAAUCAAAUGGAACUCCUUCUCAAGUUCUCGGUUGAUUUGCAUACCAUCCGAUUCGAUCAUCAUCCAAAUGGCCGUCCCCGCUUCUGAGUAG
This is a messenger RNA of Fusarium odoratissimum NRRL 54006, 999 nucleotides long. RefSeq lists its product as uncharacterized. The transcript is spliced from 2 exons. Bases 1 to 999 code for a protein of 332 amino acids. Lineage: Eukaryota; Fungi; Ascomycota; Sordariomycetes; Hypocreales; Nectriaceae. The record is from RefSeq and is a predicted model, not a curated record.